This is a messenger RNA of Osmerus eperlanus (European smelt), 1534 nucleotides long. RefSeq names its product phospholipid-transporting ATPase IF-like. NCBI's taxonomy places the organism in Eukaryota, Metazoa, Chordata, Actinopteri, Osmeriformes, Osmeridae. The annotation marks the transcript as partial. The transcript has 12 exons. The record is from RefSeq and is a predicted model, not a curated record. Gene Ontology annotation, molecular function: ATPase-coupled intramembrane lipid carrier activity; ATP binding; ATP hydrolysis activity. Gene Ontology annotation, biological process: phospholipid translocation. Gene Ontology annotation, cellular component: endoplasmic reticulum; recycling endosome; plasma membrane.
AAGUGCCGGGGUGUGUAAGGACGUUGUCUAGUGCGUCUACGUGGAACAGCCACCACACCGAGCUGCUCUAAAUGAUAGCAGAGAAAUACAGGGGAAACAGCCAGAAGAGGGACAAGACGCUGCUCUCUCGGCUGCGGGAUAUUGUUGUUUCGCUAUAGUGUUAGACUUACCCGCUUUGAAAUUACCGUCACACAGACUGGAUGAUUUCUGUAGCGCACUCGUGGCCACCCUGUAAAAGGAAAUGUUCAUGGUUUUGGAAGGCUUUAUGGAACUAGCUAGCAUUAGCUAGCGACGCUCCUGGCUGCUCUGAAGGAAAUUAUUGCUCGUCUAGCUAGCCAGGAUGCUACGGUGGAUACGACAACAGCUGGGCUUUGACCCCCCCCACCAGAGCGACACCAGGACGGUGUACAUCGCCAACCGCUUCCCGCAGCACUACAACCCACAGAGGUUCGCCGACAACCGGAUCAUAUCCUCCAAGUACACCAUAUGGAACUUCGUCCCCAAGAAUCUGUUCGAGCAGUUCAGAAGAAUCGCCAAUUUCUAUUUCCUCAUCAUCUUCCUGGUCCAGCUGAUGAUUGAUACCCCCACUUCCCCUGUUACCAGCGGACUUCCUCUCUUCUUUGUCAUCACUGUAACCGCCAUCAAACAGGGCUAUGAGGAUUGGCUGAGACACAAGGCGGACAACGAGGUGAACGGGGCUCCGGUGUUGGUGGUGCGCAGCGGCAGCUUGGUGCAGACGCGCUCCAAGAACAUCAGGGUUGGGGACAUUGUCAGGGUGGCCAAAGAUGAGACGUUCCCGGCUGACCUGGUGCUGCUGUCAUCAGAGCGCGUCGAGGGCACCUGCCACAUCACCACCGCCAGCCUGGACGGAGAGACCAACCUCAAGACCCACUAUGCAGUACCAGAGACUGCAGUGUCUCAAUCUGUGUCCACACUGGAGGCCCUGCAGGCGGUGGUGGAGUGUCAACAGCCUGACGCAGACCUCUACAGGUUUGUCGGAAGGAUAACAGUCACCCAGCAGGGAGAGGAGAUCGUGAGGCCUCUUGGACCAGAGAACCUGCUGCUUCGAGGAGCCCGCUUGAAGAAUACCAAAGAGAUAUUUGGCGUGGCUGUUUACACUGGGAUGGAAUCCAAGAUGGCCCUGAACUACAAGUGCAAAUCCCAGAAGCGCUCUGCGGUGGAGAAGUCCAUGAACACGUUCCUGCUCUUCUACCUGGGCAUCCUGCUGUUCAAGGCGGUGCUGAGCACCAUUCUGAAGUACGCCUGGCAGGCUGAGGAAGAGUGGAACGAGCCCUUCUACACCAGAAGACUGACCAGGAGAGGAACAGCAGCCAGGAUCCUGACGUUCAUCUCGGACUUCCUGCCUUCCUGGUGCUCUACAACUUCAUCAUCCCCAUCUCGCUGUACGUCACCGUGGAGAUGCAGAAGUUCAUGGGCUCCUUCUUCAUUGGCUGGGACCUGGACCUGUACCACGAGGAGAGCGACCAGCAUGCCCAGGUCAAACACCUCCGACCUCAACGAGGAGCUGGGACAG